Messenger RNA from Danaus chrysippus (African queen), 1317 nucleotides. The record is from the annotation of a GenBank genome assembly. Lineage: Eukaryota; Metazoa; Arthropoda; Insecta; Lepidoptera; Nymphalidae.
AUGGGUGAUCUAUUACCGAGUAUACCGAAGAGUACGUCGGCCAGCGAGGUAGAUUAUAAUUGGAGUAUCGGCCUCGAUGCGUACAAUACUGAUGAGGAACUGGCUAAUGUGGAGCUAUUCAAGGAUUACCCGGAGGGAUUGCUGCGGUUUGCCUCCGUGUGCUGCGUCUUAUUCAUGCUUGUGGGAAUUCCAGGGAAUUUAAUCACAAUCGUCGCACUAGCGAGAUGUAAAAAGGUGCGAAACGCUACUGCGGUUUUCAUAAUGAACCUGUCCUGCUCCGAUCUUCUGUUUUGCUGCUUCAACCUGCCACUCGCUGCUUCUACUUUCUGGCAGCGGUCGUGGGCUCACGGAAAAACGCUCUGCCGAAUGUUCCCUUUAGCAAGAUACGCCCUUGUCGCAGUAUCAUUGUUUACUGUCCUAGCGAUCACGAUUAAUAGAUAUGUCAUGAUCUCACAUCCUCGAUUAUAUCCUAAACUCUACAAGAGAAAGUAUUUAGCAGUCAUGGUUGCGAGCACAUGGGCCUUUUCAUUCGGUGCACUGAUUGCAACGUGGCUGGAGAAAUGGGGACGCUUCGGCUUGGACACCUCAAUAGGGUCUUGUUCUAUACUCCCAGACAAAAACCACCGCUCACCAAAGGAAUUUCUUUUUGUUGGAGCGUUUAUGCUUCCUUGUCUAGCUAUCGUAACAUGCUAUGCUAGGAUAUUUUGCAUAGUAAGAGAAGCAGCCAGGAGAUCACGCGCUCCAGGUCACGGAAGACCACGGCCCGGUUUGGAAGAUUCCGCUGUAGGAUCUGCUUCUACAGCCCUAGAACGGUCUCCUGGUACCGAAAAUGGCUAUCAUUCUGUGUCAUCAACGAAAAAAGCCUUACUUGCGCCUCCAACUGUACAUUGUCCAUCGACACCAGGCCCUGAGCGAUCUUCAUCUUCAGGAGUAGAUACACUAGAUGGUCAUGAUGACGAAUGCGCUCUUGAUGCGAAGCCUAGAACGCCAAAUAGUGGAGACACUGCUAAAAGACUACGUCAAGCUGCUGUGGUACUUAGACGUUCCCCUGCUCCCGUUCGACCUCCACGACUAACACCUAAGGACAGGAAACUCUUGAAAAUGAUAAUGGCAAUAAUGCUCUCGUUCUGGGUCUGCUACCUGCCUAUAACUUUGACAAAGUUAUUUAGAGAAUUCACGUCGCACCCAGCAGCAAACAUCGCAGCUUACAUUCUCAUAUACUUGACGACCUGCAUCAAUCCCAUUAUAUAUGUAGUCAUGUCUAGUGAAUAUCGGCAAGCAUAUAAGAAUUUGUUGAUGUGUAGAAAAAGAGCGUGA